This is a messenger RNA of Lytechinus pictus (painted urchin), 1586 nucleotides long. RefSeq names its product echinoidin-like. Gene Ontology annotation, molecular function: signaling receptor activity. The coding region runs from base 71 to 637 and encodes 188 amino acids. The record is from RefSeq and is a predicted model, not a curated record. The transcript has 3 exons. NCBI's taxonomy places the organism in Eukaryota, Metazoa, Echinodermata, Echinoidea, Temnopleuroida, Toxopneustidae.
GAGUGGAACCAAACACUGUGCAUCUCAAGUCCCUGAUCUCAGCCUUGGGACAACUUGUCUUUUGGUUAUAAUGGCGCUUCGCAGUCAGACCCCUGUGUUCCUAGCCACAUUGGCUAUCACCCUGCUUGCCUGUCCCACCGGGGCGCUGGCCGGAUGCUGUUGCCCGACUUUUUGGACUGCCUUCGAUCAUCAUUGUUACAGGUUCUUUAGCCAGAAUUUGACUUGGAAUGAAGCUGAGCGGUUUUGCCAGUCUUACACCGUACCUUCUCUCAGUGGCGAGGCAAAAAGUCCGGACACAAUGGCUCACUUAGUGUCAAUUCAUUCUCAGGCCGAACAAAACUUCAUCAAUAUUCUCUACGAAUCCUCGCGACGGAAAUCGAGUGACACUAUUGAUAUACAAGGUGGACUUUGGUUUGGACUGCACGAUCAGUUCAUGGAAGGUGAUUUUAAAUGGUCUGAUGGAUCGCCUUUCGAUUACCAUGCCUGGGCACCCGGACAACCCGACUUCCAUACAAGGGAUGAAAACUGCGGUGUCAUCCGAUCAGGCGGCAACCCCGGGCUCUGGCGAGAUGGGCCGUGUGUCCAAGCACCGUCGGAGAGGAUUCAUUACUUCAUCUGUAAACUACCGAUGUGGUAGAAUAUGAGGAUGAUAAUAAUGAUAACAACAAUAAUAAUGAUAAUAAUAAUAAUAAUAACGAUAAUACUAACAAUAUAAAAAAUCUUGUAAAUUGUAUAUCACAUUAUGAUUAUAACGUCUUGUGUUUCCAAAGGACUUUGAUAUUAUUGCCCCAGCUUUAGCUUAGCAGCCGUAAUUACUGACAGCGCACAAGUAUUUUCCCAUUUACCUCACCUGGGUCGAGUACAGCACAAUGUGGAUAAAUUUCUUGCUGAAGGAAACUACGCCAUGUCUAAGAUUUGAACCCACGACCCUUUGUUUCAAAGUCCGGAUACUAAUCCGCUGGGCCACAACGCUCCUCACAAGAAAAAUAAAUUUCACCAGAAAUGAGAAUAAAAAUCGUAAUCACUUUCUAAUUAAAACAAUUAUAAGGCCGUUUCAAUGGUAGACUUAUUGUUAUCUGAAUAGUCAAUUCUCAUGUUUGUGGUGUGGCAGUGUUUUCCAUCAUUUCCACCGCUCAAUCAAAUUUACCCGCAUGGAAUAUGAGAUUUCAUGGUUUUAUGAAAACAGAAAAUUUAUUAUCAGGAUGAUAGAGUAGGCCUGAAGAAUAUCCAAUAAACAGAAGUCAAGGAUUCAAGAUCUCUUUAGUCUAUGCACUUUUAUCACAGUUAGAAAAUUUAUCCUAAAAACACACAGAAAAGUUCCUGCAGAAGAGUCUCGAGAACACCUGUAUAUAGAGUGUGAAACCUUACAAUUUUCCUGCAAUAAAAUAAUAUACAUGUUCUGUUAAAGUGCACAGAAUUUCCUGUUAUAACAAUUUACAAACUACUCUGUCUUUUUGUGAAAUCUGUUUUUAUUGCAGCAUAGAGACAGAAUCGAUAAUGCGAGCGCGAACAAUUAACAUUGUUGUGUUUUUACUAUGUUUUGGCGAUCCAGUCUUACAGGUUUCCUUUUACCUUCAUGGAAAGCC